Messenger RNA from Syngnathoides biaculeatus (alligator pipefish), 2836 nucleotides. RefSeq names its product arachidonate 12-lipoxygenase, 12R-type-like. Gene Ontology annotation, biological process: lipid oxidation; linoleic acid metabolic process. The transcript has 14 exons. The record is from RefSeq and is a predicted model, not a curated record. Gene Ontology annotation, molecular function: protein binding; iron ion binding; oxidoreductase activity, acting on single donors with incorporation of molecular oxygen, incorporation of two atoms of oxygen. The coding region runs from base 37 to 2037 and encodes 666 amino acids. Lineage: Eukaryota; Metazoa; Chordata; Actinopteri; Syngnathiformes; Syngnathidae.
UCCCUGAUUGGUAUUCGUCAUCACCCCGGAAUAAGAAUGGUGGACUACGAGGUAACCGUCUACACCGGUGACCGUGUCAACGCCACCACGUUGAACAGCGUGCACAUAAAACUGGUGGGAACAAAUGGCGAGAGUGACCGCACGUGGCUGAGGUCUUUGGUCAUCUUCAGAGGAUCAGUGUCUACUUACACGGUUUCCUGCCCAAACUCCCUUGGAGAGUUGGUUCUGAUAGAACUAGACAAACGGCAAUUCUUCCUUUUGCCCGACGACGCUUGGUUCCCUGACAAGGUGGAAAUCAAAUCACCCGAGCAAGACAUCUACACCUUUCCCAUCCACUGCUGGAUCAGUGACAGGGAGACUCACCGCUAUAGAGAGGGCAAAGCUCUGAGGACCUUUGAUGAAACCAACUCACUUGGUCAGUAUGCGAGGGAGCAGGAGCUGAGCCAGCGAAGCAUAGACUACGAAUGGGAAUUGUAUCAUCCAGGUGUGCCCUACACCAUAAAGUCAGAUGGUCCUUCUAGCUUGCCGGAUGAGGUCCAGUUCUCCUUCACCAAGACUACAGAGUUUGCAUUCACAGCAGCUACAGGGUUGGCCGAGCUCCAGCUAAAAGGGUUGGUUGACAACCAGGAAAACUGGGAAAAUCUUGACAAAAUCAAUGACGUUUUCCGGAACAAAGAUACCCCCUUAUCAGAUUAUGUCCAGGAGCACUGGACGGAAGAUGGAUUAUUUGCAUACCAGUUUCUAAAUGGAGUCAAUCCCACCUUGAUUCGACGUUGCAAAACUCUACCGAAAAAUUUCCCUGUGACGGAUGACAUGGUCUUCAUGCCGGAUGGAUCAAGCUUGUCGAAGGAGAUGACGGAAGGCAACAUAUACCUGUGUGACUACAAGAACCUGGACGGCAUGCCGGCCAACACCAUUCAAGGGAUGCAGCAGUACUUGACGGCGCCCCUUGUCUUGCUUCAUAAAAGACCCGACGACAAGCUGAUGCCGAUUGCCAUCCAGCUGAAGCAGACUCCGGCUGAGGACAACCCCAUCUUCCUCCCAACUGACUCCCCAUAUGACUGGCUGACAGCUAAGAUUUUUGUCAGAAGUGCCGAUUUUGCAGAGCACCAAAUCAAUGCGCACUUACUGCGCACUCACCUGCUGGCGGAGGUUUUUGCGGUGUCACUGCUGCGCAAUCUGCCAAUGGUGCAUCCCCUGUACAAGCUCCUCAUACCCCACACUCGCUACACUCUGCAGAUCAAUGAAUUAGCUCGGACACAGUUAAUAGGACCAACUGGAGUCUUCACCCUGUUUGCAGCUCCUGGUGGAGAGGCUUUGACGAAGAUCUUGGCGAGAUCGCUGUCCUCAAUCACCUUCAGGUCCCUUUGCAUCGCUGAUGACAUUGUCGAUCGCGACUUGCAGGAUGUCCCCAACUUCUACUACAGAGAUGAUGGACUCCAACUUUGGAACAUUAUGUCUAAAUAUGUGCAGGGAGUAAUACAGUACUACUACAAGAGCGAUGAUGAGAUCCAGCGAGACUCAGAACUGCAGACUUGGAUUAAGGACAUUUUUGAACGCGGAUUCCUUUCCCAGACACAAACAGGAAUCCCUCAGAGUUUCACCACUGUACCCGAGCUGGUCAAAUUUGCCACCGUGGUGAUGUUUACAAGUUCAUGCCAACAUGCAGCUGUAAACAGCGGACAGUACGACUACGGUGGCUGGAUGCCCAACACCCCGGCAACCCUGCAGCGUCCUCCACCAACAGAAAAGGGGACAACCAGCAAGGCCACAAUGCUGGAGACUUUGCCCCCGAUCAAUGUCACAGUUCAAGGAAUGGCCACAGUCUGGCUGCUCAGCAGGCAGUCAUCAGACUUUGUCCCUCUCGGACACUACCCGGAAGACCAUUACACUGAAGAGACUCCCCGCCAAUUGCAAAAGGAUUUUAAAGCCGAGCUUGACAUGUUAUCGAUCGCGAUCGGCAACAGAAACCAAGGUCUGGAAAUCCCGUACACGUAUCUCGACCCAAAGAAGGUCGAGAACAGUGUGGCCAUCUAAACAAGCAAAAAGGAAGAAGCCGUGAAUCACAAAUGUUUGUUUUCAGUGUAUACAGUAUUGAUUGUUUGUGUUAUUCGACAUAUUUGUUUUAAAAAGGGGAACCUUCACAGUUUGACUUUCAGGUUUUACAAUUUUAUCCAAUUUCCCCGGCAAACUCAGAAAAACUGACUUGAUGAAUUCCUGGCCAAGAAGUCCUUGCCAACAUAAAACCUGUAUUAACUGUACAAGCACCGUUUUGUGUAACGUUACAAGAGUGAUAAUUACCACACAAGUGUAGAGAUGAUAAUGAAACAAAAAGAGUUUAAGUGUGCCCCAAUUUGCCGAGGUGUCAUUUGUUAGUUCGAGUCCUAUUCAUGCCGAAAUGUUUUAACUUCAAACUGCCUUUGACUCGCGCAUCCUUUUCACCAUUGUGGAUAAGAUGAGUCGGGAAUAGAUGGAUACCCUUGUGACCCCGGCGGGGUUGAAAAGGUGAAAGUGUCUUUGCGGAAUAUAUUUUCCUUACAUUCUGCUCUGAUCUGACUUGAAUAUAAAAAAGUUUAAAAUCUCACAGGCCUUUCGAAAUGCAAUGAUUUCAUCAAAUUCGUUCUCGCACGACGCCUUCUUCAGUCAGGGAGCGAUUGUGCCAUAACGUCCGCGUGACGACGGAGCACACCAGUUGGGUCGCUUUAAUGCGGUUUCCCCAUCGCCCAUUCAAGCGUCGCCACCCGGGCAAGAACGCGCAGCGCGAGGCAACGGAGGACACGCAACAAUGCUUCUUCUUCUUCUUCUUUUUCCCCCCCAUUCUUAAAAUAAUUCUUAU